Aedes albopictus (Asian tiger mosquito) is the source of this 1199-nucleotide messenger RNA. RefSeq names its product dnaJ homolog subfamily C member 17. The record is from RefSeq and is a predicted model, not a curated record. The coding region runs from base 146 to 1054 and encodes 302 amino acids. Gene Ontology annotation, cellular component: spliceosomal complex. Gene Ontology annotation, molecular function: RNA binding. The transcript is spliced from 3 exons. Lineage: Eukaryota; Metazoa; Arthropoda; Insecta; Diptera; Culicidae. Gene Ontology annotation, biological process: spliceosomal complex disassembly.
UGUUUUGAAAAUUCGCUGCAGUGUUCGAGAUCGCGUAAACGCGUAAACGAUUGUCCGGUGUUUUCUAAAUUUCGCAAAGAAAAUCUGUGAAAUAACCAUUAUCAAUCAUAAAUAGGUGUAAAUUGCUUAAGAUCAAUCCACCAAAAUGGUAGAUGUGAAGAAGUUCAGUGAAAUCGACCUGUACGGUCUACUGGGCAUCGAAAUCGGAGCCACCGAAGCCGAGGUUCGCAAAGCAUAUCGCAAGAAAGCCCUCCAAUGCCAUCCAGAUAAGAAUCCCGACAACCCGAAGGCGGCGGAAUUGUUCCAGGAGCUGUCCAAGGCAUUAGAGAUUCUGAUCGAUGCGUCGGCCCGGGCUGCGUACGACAAACUCCUCAAUGCGAAGAAGGCCGCCCAGUUGAGGACUCAGCAGUUGGACAGUAAGAGGCAGAAGCUGAAGGAAGAGCUGGAGGAGCGGGAGAGGCGGGCGAGAGAUGCGGCGAAAGGCGGAUAUAAGGUGCAGAAAACACCGGAAGAAUUGUUCCAAGAGGAAUUCGAACGACUGCGGAAGGAGGGAUCCAAAUUGAUCGAGGAGGAGCAGGAACUGAUGAGACAACAGCUGCGAGAGGAAAAGGCAAUGCAAGGCAAAGCGCAGUCCAGCUGGGAUCCUUCGAAGCACAGGAUAAAGAUCAAAUGGAAAGCGGGAAAGGAUGAUCCGGAGAACGGAGGCUACACACAGGAGGUUCUGAACAAGUUCCUGUCCAAGUAUGGAGACAUCAAUGUGCUUGUGAUGAGUCCGAAGAAGAAUGGCAGCGCGUUGGUCGAGUUUAGGACGCAGGAAGCAGCGGAGAUGGCAGUAAGCUACGAACAGGGGCGACUGGACAAUCCGUGUAGUUUGGAGUGGAUCGGAGAUGCCCCAAAGAAUAAAAACUCGCGAACGGGUGGAUCCAGUACCAUUACGGAACGAGAUUACGAGAGUUUAGUACUGAGGCAGUUGCGACAGGCGGAGGAACGAAAACGGCUCAUAGAGCAGAUGAUGCGGGAGGAAGCCGAAGAGGAUGCAGCAGGAUACUGGUGAAGACGGUUUUAUCAUCGAGCACAGGAUACUUUAGUCUGGUCAAGUUAUACCUCGGACAAUGGUAAAGGAUGUGGAUCAGGUUCUCUUGGACAUUACAGUAGUCGCAGUCUUCCGUUCGUAUUAAAUUCCAUUUUUUAAGUCUGUC